Molecule: messenger RNA, 5735 nt
Organism: Odobenus rosmarus divergens (Pacific walrus)
Lineage: Eukaryota; Metazoa; Chordata; Mammalia; Carnivora; Odobenidae
Gene: DOCK1
Product: dedicator of cytokinesis 1
Exons: 52
Coding region: 68-5674 (1868 amino acids)
Biological process (GO): cell migration; small GTPase-mediated signal transduction
Cellular component (GO): cytoplasm; plasma membrane
Molecular function (GO): small GTPase binding; guanyl-nucleotide exchange factor activity
Source: RefSeq, a predicted model, not a curated record
AAAAUGGCGGCCUAGGCGCGGAGUUUCCUGCCCGAGCGGCGGCGGCGGCGGCUCUCGCGGCGGCGCCAUGACGCGCUGGGUGCCCACCAAGAGAGAGGAGAAAUACGGCGUGGCAUUUUAUAACUACGAUGCCAGGGGAGCGGAUGAACUUUCUUUACAAAUAGGAGACACUGUGCACAUCUUGGAAACAUACGAAGGGUGGUACAGAGGUUACACCUUGAGAAAAAAGUCCAAGAAGGGUAUAUUUCCUGCUUCAUAUAUUCAUCUUAAAGAAGCCAUAGUUGAAGGAAAAGGGCAACAUGAAACAGUCAUCCCGGGCGACCUCCCACUCAUACAGGAAGUCACCACAACACUCCGGGAGUGGUCCACCAUCUGGAGGCAGCUCUAUGUGCAAGACAAUAGGGAGAUGUUUCGCAGUGUGCGGCACAUGAUCUACGACCUUAUUGAAUGGCGGUCACAGAUUCUUUCUGGAACUCUGCCACAGGAUGAGCUGAAAGAACUGAAGAAGAAGGUCACUGCCAAAAUUGAUUACGGAAACAGAAUUCUUGAUCUGGACUUGGUGGUGAGAGAUGAAGACGGGAACAUUUUGGAUCCAGAACUAACUAGCACGAUUAGUCUCUUUAGAGCUCAUGAGAUAGCUUCUAAACAAGUGGAGGAGAGAUUGCAAGAAGAGAAGUCCCAAAAGCAGAACAUAGACAUUAACAGACAAGCGAAGUUUGCUGCCACCCCUUCUCUGGCCUUGUUUGUCAACCUCAAAAAUGUGGUUUGUAAAAUCGGAGAAGAUGCCGAAGUGCUCAUGUCUCUUUAUGACCCUGUGGAGUCCAAAUUCAUCAGUGAAAACUACCUGGUUCGCUGGUCAAGUUCAGGAUUGCCUAAAGACAUAGACAGAUUACAUAAUUUGCGAGCUGUCUUUACUGACCUCGGAAGCAAAGACCUGAAAAGGGACAAAAUCAGUUUUGUUUGUCAAAUCGUUCGAGUGGGUCGCAUGGAGCUGAGGGACAACAACACCAGAAAACUGACCUCGGGCUUGCGGAGGCCUUUCGGAGUGGCCGUGAUGGAUGUAACAGAUAUAAUAAAUGGGAAAGUAGAUGAUGAAGACAAGCAGCAUUUCAUCCCCUUUCAGCCGGUGGCGGGGGAGAAUGACUUCCUUCAGACUGUUAUAAACAAAGUCAUUGCUGCCAAAGAAGUCAACCACAAGGGCCAGGGUUUGUGGGUAACAUUGAAAUUACUUCCUGGAGAUAUCCAUCAGAUUAGAAAAGAAUUUCCUCAUUUAGUGGACAGGACCACAGCGGUGGCUCGGAAAACGGGGUUUCCAGAGAUAAUCAUGCCUGGUGAUGUUCGAAAUGAUAUCUACGUUACAUUAGUUCAAGGAGAUUUUGAUAAAGGAAGCAAAACCACAGCAAAGAAUGUGGAGGUUACAGUGUCUGUUUACGAUGAAGAUGGAAAACGGCUGGAGCAUGUGAUUUACCCGGGCGCUGGUGAUGAAGCGAUUUCGGAGUACAAGUCUGUGAUUUACUACCAAGUAAAACAGCCACGUUGGUUUGAGACCGUUAAGGUGGCCAUUCCCAUCGAAGAUGUCAAUCGCAGUCACCUUCGGUUUACCUUCCGCCACAGGUCGUCACAGGACUCCAAGGACAAAUCUGAGAAAAUAUUUGCACUGGCCUUUGUAAAGCUGAUGAGAUAUGAUGGCACCACGCUGAGGGACGGGGAGCACGAUCUCAUCGUCUACAAGGCGGAGGCGAAGAAGCUGGAGGACGCUGCCACGUACUUGAGCCUGCCCUCCACGAAAGCAGAGUUAGAAGAAAAGGCCCACUCGGCCACGGGCAGGAGCAUGCAGAGUCUUGGGAGCUGCACCAUCAGCAAAGACUCCUUCCAGAUCUCAACUCUCGUGUGCUCCACCAAACUUACCCAGAACGUGGACCUGCUGGGGCUCUUGAAGUGGCGUUCCAACACCAACCUGCUGCAGCAGAACUUGAGACAGCUGAUGAAGGUGGACGGCGGCGAGGUGGUGAAGUUCCUCCAGGACACCUUGGAUGCCCUCUUCAACAUCAUGAUGGAGAAUUCCGAGAGCGAGACGUUUGAUACGUUGGUGUUUGAUGCUCUGGUAUUUAUCAUUGGACUAAUUGCUGACAGAAAAUUUCAGCAUUUUAAUCCUGUUCUGGAAACCUACAUUAAGAAGCACUUUAGUGCAACUUUAGCCUACACGAAGCUGACAAAAGUUUUAAGGAACUACGUGGACAAUGCCGAGAAGCCAGGAAUAAACGAUCAGCUGUACAAAGCCAUGAAGGCUUUGGAGUACAUCUUCAAGUUCAUUGUGCGCUCCAGGAUCCUUUUCAAUCAACUCUAUGAAGACAAAGGAGAGGCGGACUUCAUGGAGUCCCUGCUGCAGCUGUUCCGGUCCAUCAGCGACAUGAUGAGCAGCGUGUCGGACCAGACCGUCAGGGUGAAGGGGGCUGCGUUGAAGUACUUGCCAACUAUUGUCAACGAUGUGAAGUUGGUGUUCGAUCCCAAAGAGCUCAGCAAAAUGUUUACUGAUUUCAUCCUAAAUGUUCCCAUGGGUUUGCUGACCAUUCAGAAGCUGUAUUGCUUGAUUGAAAUCAUUCACAGUGACCUCUUCACACACCACGACUGCAGAGAGAUCCUGCUUCCCAUGAUGACGGAUCAGCUCAAGUACCAUCUGGAGAGACAGGAAGACCUGGAGGCCUGUUGCCACCUGCUCAGCAACAUCCUCGAGGUUCUGUACAGGAAGGAUGUGGGGCCAACUCAGAGGCAUGUCCAGAUAAUCAUGGAGAAACUUCUCCGGACAGUCAACCGAACCGUCAUUUCCAUGGGACGGGAUUCCGAACUCAUUGGAAACUUUGUGGCUUGUAUGACAGCUAUUUUACGACAAAUGGAAGAUUAUCAUUACGCCCAUUUGAUCAAGACUUUCGGGAAAAUGAGGACUGAUGUUGUGGAUUUCCUGAUGGAAACAUUCAUCAUGUUUAAGAACCUCAUUGGGAAGAACGUCUACCCUUUCGACUGGGUGAUAAUGAACAUGAUGCAGAAUAAAGUCUUCCUGCGAGCGAUUAAUCAGUAUGCAGACAUGCUGAACAAAAAAUUUCUGGAUCAAGCCAACUUUGAGCUACAGCUUUGGAACAACUACUUUCACCUGGCCGUCGCUUUCCUCACUCAGGAGUCCUUGCAACUGGAGAAUUUUUCAAGCGCGAAGAGAGCCAAAAUCCUUAACAAGUAUGGAGAUAUGAGGAGGCAGAUUGGCUUCGAAAUCAGAGACAUGUGGUACAACCUUGGUCAACACAAGAUAAAGUUCAUUCCAGAAAUGGUCGGCCCAAUAUUAGAAAUGACGCUAAUUCCUGAGACAGAACUGCGUAAAGCCACCAUCCCUAUCUUCUUCGAUAUGAUGCAGUGUGAAUUCCAUUCGACGCGAAGCUUCCAGAUGUUUGAAAAUGAGAUCAUCACCAAACUGGAUCAUGAAGUGGAAGGAGGCAGAGGAGAUGAACAGUACAAAGUGUUAUUUGAUAAAAUCCUCUUGGAGCACUGCAGGAAGCACAAAUACCUCGCCAAAACAGGAGAAACUUUCGUCAAACUCGUUGUGCGCCUGAUGGAAAGACUUCUGGAUUAUAGAACCAUCAUGCAUGAUGAGAACAAAGAAAAUCGCAUGAGCUGCACUGUCAACGUGCUGAAUUUCUACAAAGAAAUUGAAAGAGAAGAAAUGUAUAUAAGGUACCUGUACAAGCUCUGUGACCUGCACAGAGAGUGUGACAACUACACAGAGGCGGCCUACACCUUGCUUCUCCACGCAAAGCUCCUGAAGUGGUCGGAGGAUGUGUGCGCAGCCCACCUCACCCAGCGGGACGGGUACCAGGCGACAACACAGGGCCAGCUGAAGGAACAGCUCUACCAGGAAAUCAUCCACUACUUCGACAAAGGCAAGAUGUGGGAGGAGGCCAUUGCUCUUGGUAAGGAACUUGCCGAACAGUAUGAAAAUGAGAUGUUUGAUUACGAACAACUCAGCGAGUUGCUGAAAAAACAGGCUCAGUUUUAUGAAAACAUCGUCAAAGUGAUAAGACCUAAGCCUGACUAUUUUGCUGUUGGCUACUAUGGACAAGGAUUCCCCACGUUCCUUCGGGGGAAAGUUUUCAUUUACCGAGGGAAAGAGUAUGAACGCAGGGAAGAUUUCGAAGCUCGGCUGUUAACUCAGUUCCCGAACGCUGAGAAAAUGAAGACAACAUCUCCACCAGGCGACGAUAUUAAAAAUUCUCCUGGCCAGUAUAUUCAGUGCUUCACCGUAAAGCCCAAACUCGAUCUGCCCCCGAAAUUUCACAGGCCUGUGUCAGAGCAGAUUGUAAGUUUUUACAGGGUAAACGAGGUCCAGCGAUUUGAAUAUUCUCGGCCGAUCCGCAAAGGAGAGAAAAACCCAGACAAUGAAUUUGCGAACAUGUGGAUCGAGAGAACCAUAUACACCACGGCGUACAAAUUACCUGGGAUUUUAAGGUGGUUUGAGGUCAAAUCUGUUUUCAUGGUGGAGAUCAGCCCCCUGGAGAACGCCAUCGAGACCAUGCAGCUGACCAAUGACAAGAUGAACAGCAUGGUACAGCAGCACCUGGACGACCCCAGCCUCCCCAUCAACCCCCUCUCUAUGCUCCUGAAUGGCAUUGUGGACCCUGCCGUCAUGGGAGGCUUUGUGAAUUAUGAGAAGGCCUUCUUUACAGAGCGGUACUUGCAGGAGCACCCAGAGGCCCAUGAAAAGAUUGAGAAGCUCAAGGACCUCAUUGCAUGGCAGAUUCCGUUUUUGGCUGAAGGGAUCAGGAUUCAUGGAGACAAAGUCACAGAAGCACUGAGGCCAUUUCAUGAGAGAAUGGAAGCCUGUUUCAAACAGCUAAAGGAAAAAGUGGAAAAGCAAUAUGGCGUCCGAACCAUGCCCUCAAGUCUGGAUGACAGAAGAGGCAGCCGUCCCCGGUCCAUGGUCCGAUCCUUCACGAUGCCAUCUUCAUCCCGGCCUCUGUCGGUGGCCUCCGUGUCUUCCCUGUCAUCGGACAGCACCCCUUCCAGGCCAGGCUCCGAUGGGUUUGCUCUGGAGCCUCUCCUGCCAAAGAAAAUGCACUCCAGGUCCCAGGACAAGCUGGACAAGGACGACCCAGAGAAGGAGAAGAAGGACAAGAAGAAGGAAAAAAGGAACAGCAAACAUCAAGAGAUAUUUGAUAAGGAAUUUAAACCCACUGACAUUUCUGGGCAGCAGUCUGAGGCUGUGAUUCUUUCCGAGACGAUAAGCCCCCUGCGGCCCCAGAGACCGAAGAGCCAGGUGCUCAAUGUCACUGGAAGUGAACGACGUUUCUCAGUGUCCCCGUCGUCACCGUCCUCCCAGCCAGCACCCCCUCCGGUCACGCCAAGGGCCAAGCUCAGCUUCAGUUUGCAGUCAAGUUUGGAGCUGAACGGCAUGAGCAGCGUGACUGGGAUGGACACGGCCGAGGUCCCGCCCCCCCUGCCUCUCAAAGGCAGCAUGGCGGAUUAUGGGAACUUGGUGGAAAACCAGGAUUUGAUCAGCUCGCCCACACCCCCGCCCCCUCCUCCUCACCAGAGGCACGUACCGCCUCCGCUGCCCAGCAAAACGCCACCUCCACCUCCCCCAAAGACAGCGCGCAAGCAGACGUCGGUGGACUCGGGCAUCGUGCAGUGAAGGCCGCAGGCCCGCGUGGAGAACACCGCUGCAGCCCUCCCUCUCCCUCUGUGCCUUCUCC